GCAAGAAUUAAAGGAAUCUUUUUGAAUCUGUAUCUCAUUCAACAUCCGCGAAUGUAAUUAAUAUUCAUUUGAUAUCAAGCAGAUAAGUAUUCAUUAGAAAGCAAAUAUUUGCUUUUCAGCUCACUGUCAACAGAGAGGCAGUUAAGGGUAUAAGACUGGUUGAAUGUAGGAGAAAAGGACACAGAGAACUAAAAGGCAGAUUUACCUACAGGCCUAGUCGACAAAGACGACAAUCUUGCAGGCAUGGCUAAAGCAGGGAAGUGGCUCCUUGCGCAAAUGUGCACAUUGAUUUGUGCUACAGGCAUUUAUGCUGCUCCGACACUAAAUGCUCAUGACUUGAUAAUGGAAGUAAAUAUGAAGGAAAUAGCAAAAAGAAAUGCGAAGGCGAUUUCUGCAGAAGACAAAAUACUUCAGAAAAACCAGGCACUUGGUGUUGAUCUUUUUGAAGGAGAUAUAAAAAUUACAAAAGAAGAGAUGAAGAAAUACUAUGGAGAAAAUAGCGACAAAAGAAGUGCUACUAUAGACAGCCGAUCACUGUGGGGAUCGCGAACAAUCCCCUACGUUAUUACACAUUCAGGAGAAGCAAGACUUAAGAUAAAAGCAGCUCUUGAUGUCAUCAUGUCCAAAGUUCCCUGUCUCAAAUUCAGGGAGAAAACCUAUACAGACAGCCACUAUAUGGAAUUCACAACAGGCAUUGGAUGCUGGUCCUAUAUCGGGCGUCGUCACUUUUCUCCAAACACGGCCGUGUCGCUCCCAUCUGGUUGCCUUUCCCAAACAGUAAUAAUACACGAAGUCAUGCACGCCCUUGGAUUCUUCCACGAGCAGUCAAGACCUGAUCGUGACAGCUACGUCACUAUUUUCUACGAGAAUAUAAACACAGGUCAUCUUGAUAACUUCAAAAGAAUGACUUACCAGCAAAGUAUUACCCAGGAUACACCGUACGAUUACAAAUCUAUUAUGCAUUAUACACAGACGACCUUCACAAGAGAUGGCCAAGAUACCAUGAGAGCCAAAUUUGAUCCAGCAAUGCCGCUUGGCAACACGGAGAUGAGCGAUCUUGAUAUUCUUGAGCUCAAUAAACUGUACCAAUGCCAUGUAAGCUCAAGUGCGAAAUGGAGUGAAUGGACAUCAUGGACGCCGUGCAUGAAUUACGGAUCGUCCUGUGUAAAGCUCAGGCAACGGUUUUGUAUGUCAGAAAACAGAGCCGAUUGCCCUGGGGCUGAUUCUUAUGGAGUGAUUGAGGAAACGCAACCAUGUACAUCUUGUCAAGAGGCAAUGAACGGACACUGGAAUAAGUGGGGGUCUUGGGGCAGUUGCUCUAAGACAUGCAACGAAGGAGUCAGGACUCGACAUAGAAAAUGUGAUAAUCCAGCCCCUUCAAAUGGUGGAUCACAGUGCCCCGGCUCAAGUACACACACAGUCAUUUGCCGAAUCAAGAGGUGUAACCAACAUUAUUAUGACACGAGCUUUGAAGACGGCUGGGGGAUGUGGCAGCAGUCGCAAGCUGAUGAUGGCCUCAACUGGAUAAGAGCAUACGGGCCAACGCCAACUUCAAACACAGGACCAGAAGGCGAUCAUACAUCUCAUUACGGUUAUUAUGCUUAUGUCGAGGCUGGAUCUAUUGACCAUGGUAAGAGGGCUAUUCUCAAGAGCCCUGAGUUUCAUGCCAACUCUGGCGACAAAUGCUUGUCUUUUUAUUAUAAUAUGAAUGGAAAAAAGAUGGGUACACUUAAAGUGAUAAUUCGCUACAAGUCUGGAUCAUCCAUUGAGGGGUGGCAGAAAUCUGGUCACCAAGGGAACCACUGGAAUCCUGCAGCCGUUAAUCUUCCGGCUAGCACAGAACCGUAUACGAUCGAGAUCGAAGGUAAAAUUGGUUUCUCCCCUUACUCAGACAUAGCAAUUGACGAUGUUUAUGUUGAUGGUGGAAAGUGCGUUGCUGGAUUAGAAACUUGCAAGGAUACGGACUCUAACUGCCAAAACUGGGCCAAAAGUGGUGAGUGCCACAAGAAUCCCUCAUGGAUGCUACGAAGUUGCUGCAGCUCCUGCUCUGGAAGUAUGGGGUCAUGUACAGCGGAUACAUAUGGAGCUACACAAUGUGCGUCGUUUGUCAAGAACUAUGGAUGCACACACAACGGAGAGUGGAUGUGGGCAAACUGUUGCAAAUCUUGCAAAGAUUGCCUGGAUUCUAUGGGGGAAUGUGCAUACUGGGCAUCGAUUGGUGAAUGUGACAACAACAAAUCGUGGAUGCAAGAAAACUGCAAGCUAAGUUGCAAAGUCUGCAAGCCAUAAAUCUGGUGGGAUACCAAUGGAACUGGGGGACUUUGUUGUAAAUAUGGCAAAAGACGAUGAUAAUCAAAAUAAUUAUAUUUAUUGCUUUCAAAUGCUGCAGACAUAUAAUCUGAACAUACUAAUUAUCUCUUAAUAA
Rhopilema esculentum is the source of this 2425-nucleotide messenger RNA. RefSeq lists its product as uncharacterized. The record is from RefSeq and is a predicted model, not a curated record. Gene Ontology annotation, cellular component: membrane. Gene Ontology annotation, molecular function: zinc ion binding; metalloendopeptidase activity. Gene Ontology annotation, biological process: proteolysis. NCBI's taxonomy places the organism in Eukaryota, Metazoa, Cnidaria, Scyphozoa, Rhizostomeae, Rhizostomatidae.